Molecule: messenger RNA, 312 nt
Organism: Dibothriocephalus latus
Lineage: Eukaryota; Metazoa; Platyhelminthes; Cestoda; Diphyllobothriidea; Diphyllobothriidae
Source: the annotation of a GenBank genome assembly
AUGUCCAUUUCCGCAGAUGAGUUUCCCAUUCUGUCUUCCCUACCUGCAUCCGCGCCUGCCUCAAACCAACACCCGGCGACUGAACUUUCGAUGCCACUACCACCACCAUCAGCCGCGCAUGGUUCCCUUCUUCCCCUUGUGCCUUCGUCUCCGCCAACAUCGCAGCAGCUGGAGAUGACCGCUGAUUCUCCGCGGUUUCUCGCUACCAUUGUCACUAAGACGGAGGACCCGACCCCCACACCCACCGUCACUGAGAGCCGUCAGGACAUGGAACCGGAGAACCUCUUUAAGACCACGGUUAGUUGCGUUUGA